AUGGCUAAUACAGGAGCCAAUGCGGGGAAUUACCGUCUUCCGACGAACGUGAGACCGACGCACUACGACAUCACUGUCCGGACGGACCUCGAGAAGCUCGCCUUUGACGGUUUCGUAUCCAUCGACUUGGAUGUCGUGGAAGAGACAUCCUCCAUUGUCCUAAACUCGGCCCACACCCAACUUGGAGAAGCAUCCGUUUACUCUGAAGCGUUACGGACGGAACAGAUCCAGGCCUCCGCGAAUGUAGACUCCACGACAGAGCGUCUUACUGUGCGAUUUGGCACGCCGUUACCGGCGGGCUCCAAAGCUCAACUGCGGAUCGGCUUUACCGGUGAACUCGAUGGAAGCAUGGCUGGUUACUACAGGUCCAAAUGGACAGGCCAAGGCAAAACACAAUACUAUGCGUUGACGCAGUUCGAGCCCACAGCCGCUCGGAAAGCAUUCCCUUGCUGGGAUGAGCCCCUGCUGAAAGCCACGUUUGCUGUCACUAUGAUCUCCCGCACUGACACCGUCAACCUGAGCAAUAUGCCUGCUAUCUCGGAGGAGUUAUACGUUCCCGGUGCAUUCGCAGACUCAAUGAAGAAGUCUCCUGCUCUGGCCAAGUUCCUCGCUUCUCUGGGUACCGGAGACCAAGCAGACAAGUGGAAAAUCACACGUUUCGACACUACUCCAAUCAUGUCAACAUAUAUUGUUGGGUUUGCCAACGGACACUUCGAGUACCUGGAGAGCUCGUAUACAAGUACCAAGGACUGCAUUCAUCAGACGCAAUUUGCCCUCGACGUCAAAGCAAAAGCGCUGCCACUAUAUGAACAAAUGUUCCAGGUGGAGUAUCCACUGCCCAAAUUGGACACCUUAGUCGCUAGCGACUUUGACGCCGGUGCUAUGGAGAACUGGGGUCUGAUCACUGGAAGGACUUCCGCUUUCUUGGUGGACCCUGACAAGGCCGAUCUGCAAGCGAAACUGAACGUUGUAGACACUCAGUGUCACGAAGUGGCCCAUAUGUGGUUCGGAAACAUAACGACUAUGGAGUGGUGGGACAAUCUGUACCUCAAGGAGGGUAAGGAUGCCACUUACUGGUGUAUAUUGCAGAUGGGAGAAGUCAUCCUUCCAAGUACCAGGAUUUGGCCGGAGUGGAAGAUGGAAUCGCGCUUCAUCAAUGUCCACCUGGUUCGCGCUCUGAAUUUGGAUGCAAAGCUGUCUUCACAUCCCAUUGAAGUGGAGUGCCCCGAUGCAAACAAAAUCAAUCAGAUAUUUGACUCGCUGUCAUACUCCAAAGCUGCAUCAGUCCUCCGCAUGCUAGCGAGUUACAUGGGCGAAGAUCGCUUCUUGAAAGGAAUUUCCUUAUACCUCAAGAAGCAUUUAUAUGGUAAUACCGUGACGAAAGACUUGUGGGAAGGAAUCGCUGAGGCGACUGGCGUCGACGUCCCGAAGGUCAUGGAUAACUGGGUGUCAAAGAUGGGUUUCCCGGUCAUCACCGUGUCUGAAACAGAGAAGGGUAUCCAUGUCCGCCAAGACCGCUUCCUAGCAUCAGGUCCUGCGGAGCCCAAGGACAACGAGACCAUUUGGACUGUUCCCCUUCAGGUCGUCUCUGUAAAUGAGCAUGGUCAAGCCGUUAUAAACAGAGACGCAGUCUUGGAUGUGCGGGAGAGGACCAUUCCUUUUGAUACCAACAAGCCUUUCAAACUCAACGCGCACAACACAGGUGUCUAUCGAGUUCUCUACUCUCCGGAGCGCCUCGCCAAGAUAGCUUCGGAGGCGGCCAAGGAGAACUCAUUAUUCUCUCUCAGCGACAGGAUGGGCUUGAUUCACGAUGCUAUAGCACUCUCCAAGGCCGGUUUUGCGAAGAUUAGCAGUGCUCUCACACUGAUGGACAUACUGAGAAAGGAGAAAGAGUUCCUCGUCCGUGAUAGCAUAGCUGAUAAUCUUUCUGACCUGCGAAAGAUCUGGUUUGAGCAUCCUGAGAUCAGGGAUCCCUUGGCUCAAUUCGCCCGUGAACUUUAUAUGCCACUAGUGGACCAACUGGGCUUCGAAUACGCUCCGGAUGACUCGCCCGAUGUCGUCUCACUACGUACGACGGCCAUACGUAUGGCCAGCGUCGGAGAAGACCCUAAAGUCAUCCAGGAAUUGAAGGGUCGUUUCAAGCACUUCGUGGAAACUGGCGACGACUCGAAGAUACCGGCUGACCUUCUCAGAACUACCUUCUCUGUGGCGGUGCGUCAUGGUGGUCGUGCAGAAUUCGACGCAAUGAAGCAUAUCCUUGGUCAGCCCAAGACCCCGACACAUGCUAUUGCUGCUAUGGUUGCCAUGGGCGCUACUCGCGACUUAGAGUUAGCGAAAGAGACCCUGGACUACAUGAUGACACAGGCGCGGGACCAAGACGUCAUGUACUUCGUCGCGUCUCUGGGUGCGAAUGAGAAGUCGAGACGGCUUAUGGCGAGCUUCUUCAAAGAACACUUUUGGGAUUUAUACAAACGGUUUGAAGGGAACUUCACACUGACGUCCCUGCUCAGGCUGUCUCUUGCAUCUCUCACAACUCAGCGUGAUUAUGAUGAGACGGUGGACUUCUUCAAGCAUAAAGACACCUCCAGAUAUCAUCUCGCAUACUUGCAGGCUCUCGAUAGCAUAAAGGAUAAUAUUGCUGUUAUUGAGCGUUCGACUUCUGACGUUGCACAAUGGUUGGAAAGUAGGAAGAAGGACUGA
Gloeophyllum trabeum ATCC 11539 is the source of this 2700-nucleotide messenger RNA. RefSeq lists its product as uncharacterized. The coding region runs from base 1 to 2700 and encodes 899 amino acids. Gene Ontology annotation, molecular function: metalloaminopeptidase activity; peptide binding; zinc ion binding. Lineage: Eukaryota; Fungi; Basidiomycota; Agaricomycetes; Gloeophyllales; Gloeophyllaceae. Gene Ontology annotation, cellular component: cytoplasm. The record is from RefSeq and is a predicted model, not a curated record. The transcript has 25 exons. Gene Ontology annotation, biological process: proteolysis; peptide catabolic process.